Molecule: messenger RNA, 822 nt
Organism: Penicillium pulvis
Lineage: Eukaryota; Fungi; Ascomycota; Eurotiomycetes; Eurotiales; Aspergillaceae
Product: F-actin-capping protein subunit alpha
Exons: 7
Coding region: 1-822 (273 amino acids)
Biological process (GO): actin cytoskeleton organization; barbed-end actin filament capping
Cellular component (GO): actin cortical patch; F-actin capping protein complex
Molecular function (GO): actin filament binding
Source: RefSeq, a predicted model, not a curated record
AUGGCUUCCACUGUUGAUAUUGCAUCCUCUUUCAUUGAGGGUGCCCCGCCAGGCGAACUCGCGGAUGUUGUUGCUGAUGUCCAGACCCUGACCGAGGGCGAAGAUAUUAUUCCCCAGCUCGCACCGGCAUUUGAACGAUACAAUGAGAGCCAGUUGACCACUGUCAAACUACCGGGCUCAAGCCAAGAGGUCAUUGUUAGUGAAUUUAAUAAGCUUGAGGGCAACCGCUACUUCGACUCGGAGAGCCAAACCUCCUUCGAGAUGGAUCACAUUACACAGACUGCUUCCGCGGCGCAAUCAGCUCCUUUGGAGUCUCAGAAUGCCGACCUGAUUAAAUCCUUGCUCAAGUCUUUGAGCAUUCAUGCUCGCGAGCACUACUCCAGCUGCUCAUACGGUGUCUAUCCCAUUGAGAACGAUUCCGCUGUCGCCGUUCUCCUGGUCGCAAACAAAUACUCGCCCAACAACUUCUGGAACGGCCGAUUCCGUGCCAUUUACCAAGUCCCCGUCUCUUCCUCUUCCACAACCGUGACCGGCAAGAUCCACGUUCACGUGCACUACUAUGAAGAUGGAAAUGUGGCUCUCAACACCACCAAGCCAGUCAGCGCUUCGGUCUCAUCGGUGUCUGCCGAGGCAAUUAUGUCACGCAUCGCUGCAGCCGAGCGCGACUACCAGGAGGAGUUGAACCGGGCAUUUGUCAGCGUGGCUGAGGGGGCCUUCAAGGGACUUCGGAGACAACUGCCUAUUACCCGACAGAAGGUUGAGUGGGAGAAGGUGGGUGGAUACCGACUUGGACAGGAUAUCUCUGGCGGCAAGGGACGGUAA